This is a messenger RNA of Aspergillus candidus, 558 nucleotides long. RefSeq names its product LITAF-like zinc ribbon domain-containing protein. Lineage: Eukaryota; Fungi; Ascomycota; Eurotiomycetes; Eurotiales; Aspergillaceae. The record is from RefSeq and is a predicted model, not a curated record. The coding region runs from base 1 to 558 and encodes 185 amino acids. The transcript is spliced from 3 exons. Gene Ontology annotation, molecular function: zinc ion binding.
AUGGAGCCCUCGACCCAACCCCAGCAAAAUCCACAACCUUAUUCGCCCGGCAACGACCGCGUAGCACCUGUGGAACUGUUGCCCAACUCGGCCAGCCCCACCGCGCCGUCCCCACCCGCCAACGAGUCGCAGCCAAGUGAAAGAUCGCCGCAAAACGAUAAUGAGCAUCUGCCCCCCUCAUACCAGAAGGUCGUGGGCUCCCCCGUCGCGCCCCCAGUCGCGCAGACCGUUGGGGGCGUCACGGUGACGCCCCGCGAGAGCCUCCGCGAGUCGCCCGCCCUGGUGGAAUGCCAGUGGUGUCACCACGCCGGCGUCACUCGUGUCGUGCAGGAAAGCUCCGGUCAAACAGGCGUCGCGGCCUUUUUGUGCUGUAUCUUCUGCGGCUUCAUCGGCGCCGUCAUCCCCUACAUCGCCAAGUGGUCCUACAAUACCCACCACCACUGCCCCAACUGCCAGAAGGUUAUCGCCAUCCUACCGCACGAUGGCGCCCUCGAGGUGCAGCGACCUACGCCCCAACCCCAGGCCAAUCGGGCGGGGCCGAACGCAAAAUUGGCAUGA